CCAAAACAGCUGUUCUGGAACAGUGAUUGCACCAAGCGCUGCCAGUGCAUCGGCCGUAAUCUCAUCCAGUGUGACCCGCGCCGCUGCAAGGCCGAGGAGGAGUGCGCCCUGCGCCAUGGCGUGCGCGGCUGCUUCACCCAGCGCUUGCAGCACUGUGUGGCGUCUGGUGGCGGUGUCUUCAGGACCUUUGAUGGGGCGUCCCUCCGCCUGCCUGCCUCCUGCUCCUUCGUGCUGUCCACCAACUGCCACAAGCUACCUGACCUCUCCUUUCAGCUCAUCGCAAACUUCGACAAGUGGAGCACGCCCAACCUCACCACCAUCUCCCAUGCAUACCUCUAUAUUAACGAGGAGAAUAUCCUAAUCUCCGGGAGCACCGUGAAGGUGAACGGCACUCCUGUGUCAUUGCCUUUUGUCACGGGCCUGAUGACGCGCGUCUCCACUUCGGAGGGCUUCCUGGUCAUCGACACGCCGCAGGACAUCCAGGUGCGCUACAACCGCUUCAACACGCUCAGCAUCACUAUGGGCCAGCGGCUGKAAAACAAGGUGUGCGGCCUUUGCGGCAACUUCAACGGAGACCCCACUGACGACUACAUCACCUCCCAUGGGAAGCCGGCCAUCAGCGCCCUGGAGCUGGCCCAGAGCUGGAAGACCAAUG
This is a messenger RNA of Salvelinus sp. IW2-2015, 655 nucleotides long. RefSeq names its product alpha-tectorin-like. The record is from RefSeq and is a predicted model, not a curated record. Lineage: Eukaryota; Metazoa; Chordata; Actinopteri; Salmoniformes; Salmonidae. Gene Ontology annotation, molecular function: protein binding.